UACAAGUUGGCCUUUCAGUCUUAAACCCACUGGGGGUUAAAGAAACCCCAUAGCUUGGAAGAAGUUUUGGGUGCUGAGAGGACUUUGAAGCUCUGUAUCUAUGGCGUCUCUCAAUUUCACACAGUUUCACUCAUUACCCAGGUGGCACUCAAAUUGGUCGUUUGCCCCAUCAAUAAACUUUGUGCAACUUCAAGAUCCUAGAUUGCAAAGAUGGGGUCCUAUGGCCACUUCUAAGAGAAAUAUUGUGGAGUCAUUAGCUAAGAAGGUGAUAAAUGAAGAAGUGGUAGAAAAGGAAAAAAGUAGAACUUCUAAACGAGCUUCGGUACGAGGUAAGAAGAAGGCAUCGCCCAAGACGACAGAGGAGAAUUCUGUGUUGGCGGUGAGUGGUGAUAUUACGGAGGAUGAAGCCACUACUCCUGCAUCCAGUGGAAGUUCCAAUAAAACCCGAAGAACUCGAACAAAAGCUACCUUGGCUUCUCCUAGUUCGGAUGAAGAAAAAAUUGAGAAGAAGGUGACUAGGCAGAGGAGGACUAAGAAGAAGGUUGAUAAUAAUGAGCGUGAAGAAAGUGAGGCAGAACUUAGUGAUCGUGAGGGGGACACAUUCAUCACAAAUGUGGAGGAUGAAAAUGAGGAAGACCUAGACCUUGGAAAUGGUGGAGAUGAUAUUAGCUUUACUUAUUGUUGGCCACCACUUGUUUGUUGCAUCGGAGCUGCUCAGCAUGCAUUUGUGCCCUCAGGAAGGCCAGCCAACAGACUUCUAGACUAUGAAAUGCAUGAAAGAAUGAAGGAUGCAUUUUGGGCCCCUGAGAAAUUUGUUAGGGCUCCUGGAGGAUCUGCAAGUAAUGUUGCAGUUGCUCUUGCGAGCUUGGGUGGUAAAGUUGCGUUCAUGGGGAAACUUGGGGAUGAUGACUAUGGCCAGUCCUUGUUAUAUUAUUUAAAUGUGAACAAUGUUCAAACCCGAUCAGUUCGUAUUGACAGUAAAAGAGUAACGGCAGCAUCACAGAUGAAAAUUGGUAAAAGGGGCAGCUUGAGAAUGACUUGUGUCAAACCAUGUGCGGAGGAUUCUUUGUCAAAGUCUGAAAUCAAUAUUGAAGUGUUGAAGGAGGCAAAAAUGUUAUACAUCAGCACAUCCUCCCUGCUUGACCGAAACAUGAGAUCCACUGCAUUGCAAGUCAUCAAAAUUUCAAAAAAAUUAGGGGGUGUUAUUUUCUAUGAUCUUAACCUUCCAUUGCCACUAUGGCAGUCUUGUGAAGAAACAAAAAUGUUUAUACAGCAAGUGUGGAAUCUUGCGGAUGUUAUUGAGGUUACCAAACAAGAACUUGAGUUUCUUUGUGGAAUCAAUCCCUCUGAGAAAUUUGACACCAAAGAUAAUGACAGAUCUAAGUUUGUCCACUAUAAACCAGAAAUUUUUGAUCUGCUUUGGCAUGAAAAUCUUAAGGUUUUGUUUGUGACAAAUGGAACUUCUAAGAUACACUACUACACCAAGGAGCACAAUGGCUUUGUUCUUGGGAUGGAGGAUGCACCUAUUACCCCUUUCACUCGUGACAUGUCAGCGUCUGGAGAUGGCAUUGUUGCAGCUCUCAUGAGAAUGUUGACAGUUCAGCCGCAUCUUAUAACUGACAGAGGAUACUUGGAACGCACUGUCAAGUAUGCCAUUAAUUGUGGAAUCAUCGAUCAAUGGCUGCUGGCUCGGGAACGUGGCUUCCCUCCUAAGGAAGGUAUGGAAGGAAAUGUGGUCCCUGAUCAAGAUGGCAUAAUGUCAAUAACAGAAAGGGAGUAUCGCACACUGGAGCCUGUAAGUUGACUAAGUUGGAGUUCCAGAUCAUAUAGUUUAUUGUGUUAUACACCUUUGAAAGGCCGGGAUUUUCUGUCCCCCGUAAAGGAAACUGAGUGAUUUUCUUUUCCUGUCAUUUUUUUUUUUUUGCACUGAUAUUGCUAUUGAAUGUAACUUGUUGUGUCAACAAAUUUAUAAGUAUGGAUAUUAUUGUAUUAACAUAACAUGAAAAUAGCAAGUUCACAAGUUCUGGUGUCAAAGGUUCUCCAGCUUGGAUUACUGUCUCUAUCAUAAAUAUUGGAUAUUGUGUUGAGGUUGUGGAGCCUAAAUGACCGUUGUUGGUUGUCUUGUGUGAUUUUUUUUA
Cornus florida is the source of this 2138-nucleotide messenger RNA. RefSeq names its product fructokinase-like 2, chloroplastic. The transcript is spliced from 5 exons. Bases 101 to 1804 code for a protein of 567 amino acids. Gene Ontology annotation, biological process: plastid transcription; etioplast organization; chloroplast organization. NCBI's taxonomy places the organism in Eukaryota, Viridiplantae, Streptophyta, Magnoliopsida, Cornales, Cornaceae. The record is from RefSeq and is a predicted model, not a curated record. Gene Ontology annotation, cellular component: chloroplast nucleoid. Gene Ontology annotation, molecular function: kinase activity.